CUGGGCUCUCAGAGAGUUUGAGAACGCGAACCUCUAAGGAAAAAGAUUGGAGGGAGUGAAGAGAAGUUUGUUCUAUUCCAAGGAUACCUAAGCCUAUAAGGUGGGACGUGUCCGAAGAAUGUCUAGGUUAGAGGAGACAACCGAAUUAAACGGCUCUGUGCAUUCUGGAUAUGAAAAGUGAAUAAGGCUAGCACAGCGCACGAAUACGAAACGAUCGAGAAUAUUUCAACACAAGGUAUACAUUAUUUAGAAUAGAGAGAAAUAACGCGAGGAAUCUAGAAAGUUUAGCAUAAGUAUGAAGAAAACGUGCUAAACAUCUGUCGUGCCGGUAUAUCCUCACUCCUGGAGGAUAACUACCAAUCCCGAAGUAUCAACAUGACGAAUUACGAAGAGAAUAUGAUUGGAGCACUGCGAAACCUACAGUACGUCAUCGCUUUUAUUUUUGGAGACCUUAGCCAAGCGUUUAUACAGAUCGAGCAAGAUUUCGUCGAGGAAUUUGUUGUUUAUAUAGACGACGUAGCACUACUAGUACGCGAGGAAGAAAAUCGUGACGAAACACGAGAACAACUAAACAGACGGGAAAAGAGAAAGCAAGCAAGAGAACAAGAAAAAGCAGAUAAGAAGUUCGAGAUGAGUCUAGUGAUUGAAGCAAGAAGGAGAGCUAGAAAGUUUCGCCGAAAUAAAGUCGGACGUAGUCUUUACUGAAAAUAACCCUGCAUGAUUUACAUUUUGUUUUACUCAUCACUCAUUAGUUCUUUUACACGAACCUGCAACCCCCAUCAAAGGCUCGAACAUUGGAAACCCCCCCCCCGGUAUUUGAAAACUCAAUCAAUGUUUUAAUGCUCAUGCCCC
Molecule: messenger RNA, 852 nt
Organism: Amoebophrya sp. A25
Lineage: Eukaryota; Dinophyceae; Syndiniales; Amoebophryaceae
Source: the annotation of a GenBank genome assembly